AUGUUGCUGUCAAAACCCUUUUCCGGGCUACUGGCCUUUGCACUGACAGCCCAGGCCAGCUCUCGUCACCAAGUCGCCAAAACUUCAUAUGGUGUUGUUGAAGGUACCACAUCAGAGUAUCUCAGUGGCGUAAAUGUUUGGAAAGGUAUUCCUUACGCGGCCCCUCCAACAAAGUCACUUCGAUUCCGGCCCCCGGAAAAAGCUCAGCCCUGGACAGGGGUGCGCAAUGCCACUGUUUUUGGCCCUCAGUGCCCACAGAUCAACAUGGGUUCCUCCAUUUUUACCACAGGCUCCACUGAAAUGAGCGAAGAUUGUCUUUCCCUGAAUAUCUGGGCACCUGAAAACGCAACUGCCGGGGAUAAUUUGCCUGUCUACUUUUGGAUCUAUGGAGGUCGCUUCUAUAUGGGCUCUGGGGAUGUUGUCACCUACGACGGCUCUUCUCUUGCCAAGAAAAACAUCAUUGUGGUAACCAUCAAUUAUCGCCUGGGAGUCCUUGGCUACAUGGCGCACCCGGAGCUAUCGGCUGAGAGUCCCCACAAUAGCUCAGGAAACUAUGGUGUGCUGGAUAUGAUCUCUGCUCUGACAUGGGUACAUGAGGAAAUCUCCAAUUUUGGUGGUGACCCUAACCAUAUUACUGUCGGCGGGCAGUCGGCGGGCUCUUCCGGUGCAUUAGACAUGAUGUUUAGCCCAUUGACCGAGGGCCUUGGAGUGGCCGGUGUCAUCUCUGAGACUGGUUCUCGUGGUGUUCGCGAUCCUAUGAUGGGAGGUGCCUCAACUAGCUACAGACAGAAGGAGAGCGCCGAGAAUUAUGGAGAGAUCUUUCUGAAAGAGCUGAACCUGACCAGCAUUGCUGAGCUUCGCAAUGUUUCAUAUGAAACAUUAAAUGACUACGCUACCACCAACGGUAUUUGGUAUGAGUCGACUGAUCUCGUUAAUGUCAGUGCGUAUAUGGAGCCUCCUGAAUGGCGACCUGUCCACGAUGGUUACGUCCUUCCUCUUGGCUACGGCGAGUCACUUCGCUUCAACAAACACCACGACGUGCCCAUCCUUACAGGAAACAACAAGGACGAAUCAGGUGCAUCUACCUCACCGGGCUAUACUGUGAGCACAUACCACACAGAUUUUACCAAUGUCUUUGGGGAUUUAUCUUCCAAAUUCUUCGACCUCUUCCCCGCCAGCAGCACCACGGAGGCAAAUCAAAUGGUCAAUGAAAUUUAUCGUGAUAUCAGUCGCACUGGUACUUGGGACUGGGCGCAUGACUGGAUCUCUGGGGGUGCGCAAAGUGACGUCUACACCUACUUCUGGACCCAUGCGCCACCUAACGGGAAUGGAGGGGCCUAUCAUGGCUCGGAGCUGUACUAUGCCUUCCACUCGCUGCCAUAUGCCGAUUCAUCGGCUAACUGGACCCAGACGGACUACGCCGUCGCUGCCACCAUGACCUCCUACUGGGCGAAUUUCAUCAAGAGCGGCAGUCCUAACGGGGCAGGUUUGCCCUACUGGGCACCAAGCAAGGAGAACCAGACCACUAUGUGGCUGGGUGACUCUUGGGGAUCAGGUUCCGUGGCUCAAAGUCAGGAGGUCAUUGACUUCAUCCGUGAUUGGUUCAGUGAGAAUAUUGAAUGGUAG
Penicillium malachiteum is the source of this 1626-nucleotide messenger RNA. Its product is annotated as carboxylesterase/lipase family protein. Bases 1 to 1626 code for a protein of 541 amino acids. The record is from RefSeq and is a predicted model, not a curated record. The transcript has a single exon. NCBI's taxonomy places the organism in Eukaryota, Fungi, Ascomycota, Eurotiomycetes, Eurotiales, Aspergillaceae.